Molecule: messenger RNA, 2556 nt
Organism: Papilio polytes (common Mormon)
Lineage: Eukaryota; Metazoa; Arthropoda; Insecta; Lepidoptera; Papilionidae
Product: radial spoke head 10 homolog B-like
Exons: 8
Coding region: 159-2540 (793 amino acids)
Source: RefSeq, a predicted model, not a curated record
UCUAAAUUACCGAUUCCAAAGUUUGUGUCAUCGUAUUAACCAAGAUAUUUCUUGUCUUUCUAUAUUUCUAUUAUAUAUCUUGUCUCCUAACGUUUAUUACGACAGUAAAUAACUGCCUAAUUGAUUCAAGUCAAUAGUCAUAACAAUAAAAUAAAACAAUGCUCUUCACGGAUACUCCGAGAUCUAUAGGUACGCGGCGAGACAGUUCGCUGAUUUUAUCAAGAAGAUCAGUAUCUGAAGCGAGACAUAUUGGAGGAAAUCUAAUGUCAAGCAAGCUGUCUUUGGCCAUGGGCUGUGACUCCACAACAUUUCUAAUGAGUCGGCCAAAAGGCUCAGUGCAGAAAGAGAUCGUUACCUGUUUAUUCAAUUCCAUGUUAGACAGCAUCGUAGACACCUGGGAAGUAAUAAGUCAAGUGAAAAAAGAAGAAAGUUUCGCAACUAAAGAUUUUGGAAAGGUCACCAGCAGUAUAUUUCCACAGAAGAAAAAGAAAAAUCUUGCGAAAUCAAAAUCGAAAAGAUCAAAAAACGAAUUUUUGGAUGAGGCACAGGAGGAGACAAUACCUACGUCUUGGUGGACGGCUCCCGACGAACGAGCAUUAAUUCGAUUCCGGAAUGGCAACAUAUAUGAGGGAAACAUUUCGAUGAAAGCUAUGCACGGUGACGGCAUCUAUGUAUGGGCAGACGGAACCGUGUAUACGGGUUGUUUCAAAGACAAUGAGAUGAAUGGAAGAGGGAUACUCCAAUGGAAAGACGAUACUUGGUACGAAGGGGAGUUUUCCGGUAACCUCCGUCAUGGUAAAGGAAUGUAUGUGGACUCUCGGAGACAACGCUCCUACAUUGGCGAAUGGUACAACGGCACUAAGCAUGGCCGAGGAACUAUAUAUUACUCCGAAAAUUUUAAAAAUUCUUAUGACGGUCAGUGGGUUUAUAACGUACGCCACGGGUAUGGAUCCAGAGAGUACUGUCCUCAAAGUGUGUACGAAGGAGAGUGGGAUCUUUAUAUUCGAGAAGGUAAAGGCUUGAUGGUAUGGCCCAAUCAUGACUUUUAUAGAGGAGAAUGGAAAAACGGAGUCAUGUCUGGCAACGGCACGUAUAUUUGGGAUACAUUUUGUAACAAUACACUAUCUCAGCCUCCUGUUAUAAUGUACCGCGGGCAGUGGCUACGAGGGCAGCGGCAUGGCUGCGGUAUGUUGCAUCUCGGUCUCAGCCUCGGCGCCCAUUACACCGGGGAGUUCAUGCACAACCAGAAACAUGGCGCGGGAAUAUUGGUGUCCAACAACGGAUUCAUACUAAAAAGUAAACAGUUGUUUCAAGACGGUAACCUAGCCCCAAUGAAUGCAGAAGAAACAGAUAUUGCUAACGCAAAAGGUAUAAAGCUCGAUCAAACUGUUGAGCCUUACAAGUUUGAUAUAAUCGACAAUUCGGUAGGAUUUCGUUAUCAUGUCCAACAGGCGAUCAAAAAUAUAGACAAGCAGCAUAAAGUAAGACUGGCUAUGAUCAAUAAAUUCAUAGAGUCCAAUAAAAAGCUGUAUGAAAACUUGCGCCUGUCAGAUUCCGGUGAAAUCGAAGAUAAUAUUCCCGAUGAUUUGAUCGAAUUUGAGCUCAGGGCGCUGGACAAUUCUUUGCGGUGUUAUGAAAGUGAUUUGAAAAGAAUUUAUUACAAAUAUUGUACUUUGUGCAACUCGAAAAAAAUUAACUUUACUCCCAUUUUGAUUCGGCUCUACCUGUGGCAAAUGUAUUACGAUUGCAAUAUACAUGAAAAGGGACUGACGUUGGUACAAAUCGACAACAUAUUUGCGCACAAUCCUCGUUGGCUUGCGAAUUCACCGCACGAUCCCUUCGAGCCAGUUUACUAUUGGCAAUUCAUUCAUAGCCUUAUAUCGGUGGCCAAUAAACUGUACGCAAAAAGAGUAUUACCGGGUCCAAAACCGGACACAAUUUUAGCAAACGCGUUCAGAAAAUUUAUGGACAAAGAUAUUUUACCGGGAGUGGCUCAACAAAAAGGUCGAUUUAUUAAUGGUUAUGGGGUAUUUAUGCCUUUAAAACGUCUAUACAAAUUGUAUCAGAGCUUAGGGGAACCACAUACUCUGUUGAAGUACAUGCGCGCCGUGCAUCCUCCGUCACAUUUAAAAGUACAAACUUUAAGUAUUCACUACGAUGAAUUUACCGACCCCCACAUUGGACAAAAUUCUUACAUUUUCGGGAAUGAUAUUACUUAUGUUCUAGACUCCUACGGGGGAAAUACUCUACAUAACUCAAAGAAGCACAAGAAAAAGGGCUUGAAAUUAUUUAAUUUCGGCAAUCUCCCUUGUACAUCAAUAAUAUCAAUUUUUUCACGUAUAUUUCCCAAAGUCUGCGAAGAACAAAGAGUUAUUAACUUAAACAUAGACAUAACGUUUUUCGAGUUCUUCGAAAUCUUUAUCGCUUGUGCACUCAAAAGUGUUUCUUUGCGAGAGUUUGGGAUAUUAGAACAGUCAUCGACGGAAGGCGUCAGCACCACACCGAUUGCGCCGCCGCAGACGCCUACUGACCUUUAUUAAAUUAUUAAUCAUACAA